GGUCGCGCCAGCUCGCACCGUUUGACAAGCUGUGCCAAACAGAGCUUUUUCAAAACGCCGACACGCAAACGAACGCGAUUCAAAAACCAAGCUGUGCAGUAGGCCGGCGACAGUCUCGACACGAAACGCUGCCAAGAAAACGCCGCGCCACCGUCGCGCAGCCGAGAUAGACAGCCAAGCCAGAGGUGUGUGCCCAGCGCUUGACGCCGCCGCCGCUGUGAACGCUGUGAACAACCAUGGCCGCCGCCGGCCCCACGCCCCUCCAGGGCAUCCUGAACCUGCCGCGCCUCGAGCAGCUCUUCGGCCAGCUCAUGGCGCGCCUCGCGCACCAGGAGACGGAGAUCGCCGCGCUCCAGACGGCCGCGCGCCACAACGCGACGCUCGAGGCGCGCUGCGCCGGCCUCGAGGCGCAGCUCGCGCGGCUCGAGGCCGCGACGUCGCUCGACGCGGAGUCGAUCAACGAGACGGCGUCCGAGGCGCCGUCGACGGCGCCGUCGGCGACGGCGGCGACACAACAGCAGCCGCACCAGCACCACCACCACGUGCCCCUGAACCGCCAGGUCGCCGAGAAUGCGGCCGCCAUCGCGCGCCUAGCUGACUUGAUUGAUGGCCGGCACGCGGAGCACUCCGGGCGCCACGACCACGCAUUGGAAUCCCAUAGAACGCUCACGGAGCGCCUCGACGCGCUCGAGUUGCGCGGGGCCGCGAAGGACCACGCGCUCGCGCUGGAGGACGAGCUCGCGGCGUUCGGGCGUCGUUUAGAUGCCACGGACGCCGUCGUCGCUACUAAGGUCGAUGGAGUGGACGAGGCGGCCUUCCGCGCGACGUGCAUUCGGUUGCGGGACGUCGAUUCGUUCAUCGACCGGACGAACGCUACUGUAAAAGCGUUGGAGGAGCGUGCCUCCAAGGCGUCGGAUGAACGGUCGCAUAUUCAUGAGCAGCUGGAGGCCUCCUCCGUGGUCACGGCGGCGCUGCAGCGCGAGGUCGACGCGAUCGUCGCCGUGGUUGGGGAAGAAGCGGUGAAGCGGGAAGAAAGGGACCAGGCCCUCGACGAGGCCCUGGCGAACACGACGCACCGCGACGCGCACGCCCAGCACGUGGCGCACCACGCGUCGACGCUCGAGCAGCUCCAGCAGCUCAAGCGCGAGGUCGAGCAGGGCUUCGCGCGCGUGUCGGCCGACCUCGCCGCCGAAGAAUCUAGGGCGAGUUCGCAGAGCAGCGAGGACCGCGCGGCGGCGCGGCGCGGCGCCGAGGCCGCGGCGGCGCUCGCGCGGCGAUUGGUCGACGGUGCGGUGCGCGACCUGCUCGCGGCGCCGCACGGCGCCGUCGCCGAGUGCCGCGGCCGCGUGGCGCGCCUCGAGGAGACUUCCGCUAAAGCGCGCGCGGAGCUGGACAUUGCGCUGAAGUUCGUCGACUGGUUCUCGAACAGGGGAGAGGGCUACGAGCACAACAUGACGGCGCUCGAUCGAAGGUUGGACGGCAUGGUGCGGUCCGCGCGCGAGGCGUCGGCGGAGCCGUUUUCGCCGAGCGUGCGGCUGGCGGCUUAG
Molecule: messenger RNA, 1547 nt
Organism: Pelagomonas calceolata
Lineage: Eukaryota; Pelagophyceae; Pelagomonadales; Pelagomonadaceae
Source: the annotation of a GenBank genome assembly